AUGCACUUUACAACAAACUUUUUGGUCAUAACUCUAGCUUUUGUCGCUGUUUUUAGUCAGGCAGGAAGGUCUCACAAAGCCUACAGAGCAAAGUGGCCUCCAACUGUGAAUAUUGGUGAUGGAUUAACUCACCAAGCUAUUCCUGAUGUUGAUGGAGGAUUUGUUCAGUCAUAUCGUUUCAAUGGAAUAAGAUAUGGUACACCGAAUGGAAGGUUUUCUUUGGCCCUUCCUACUUGGUCCUCUAAAAACAAGCGUUCCAAACACAAGGAGCGUCCUAUGUCAAUCGGAUCAGGGCCAGGAUUUUCAAAGUGUCCUCAGGCCACACCAAAUUGGAUUUUGGAUAAUGAAGCCUUUUUGAGGGCAUUUAUCGCGAAUCAGUCAACAGAAGGUUAUAGUUUUAGAAACGGCUCGCAAAACCUUAGUCUACCCAUUCAAAUACCCGAAGAUGAGACUGAGGAUUGUCUAUUUUUGGAUGUUAUUGUCCCUAAAAGGAUAUGGGAUACCACUAAGGCUCAUCCUGAGAAGGGGUUCGCCCCCGUCAUUGUGUAUAUACAUGGCGGCGGGUUUACCUCGGGCGAUAAAGGUUCACACCAAGACAUGAAUUCAUUAUUGGCCGACAGUGUUAAAGUCAAUAGUCAAGGCGCCAUACUGGUACUCAUAAAUUACCGCCUUGGCAUUUUUGGAUUCCUUUCGGGUGACCCCAGCAUCAUGUCAAAUGCUGGCUUAAUAGAUCAAAGGAUGGCUCUCAGCUGGAUUCAAAAGAACAUCCAGAAGUUUGGUGGGGACAGAUUUCGCGUCACCGUUAUGGGAGAAGAGGCUGGUGCUGCAUCGAUUCUACAUCAUAUCACAGCUCCGACCCUUUCUAAGAAGAUUCUUCCCCAGGUACUGCACCGAUUUGAUCACUCUCCCCAAGAUCCUUUCAGAUCAGCGAUAAUUCAGAGUCCAGCUUUUCAACCGUUGGUUGAGUCUCAAGCUAUAGCUACUCUAAAUACAGUCUUGAAGAUGGCUCGCACUAUUACGGGAAAACCAGUCAAAAACGUAAGUGAUUUGCGUGCACUUUCGUAUAAGACUCUUUACACCAUCAAUGCGGCUAUAGUCUAUGCCUCGCCUCUUGGCUCUUACACUUUUGGUCCUACCAUUGAUUAUAGUAGCAAUUCAUAUGUACCUGACUUCCCCCUUCGCCGUCUCGACAGCGGAGAAUUUAACAAAGGGGUCAGCAUCCUUGUUGGCCAUGGUAUAAACGAAGGUCUCUUUUAUACAUCACACACGAGUGGCACCAUCAAAGGCUUCCAGACUCAUUUGGCCAACAUGUUUCCUACACUAUCGGAGCGUGAUUUGAUAUACAUCACCAACACAAUAUACAAUCGUCCGAUUAGUGUGGAUAAUUCACAUGAAAGCAUCGCUGGUGCUGCCGAAGUGAUGGGCGAAAUCUUCGUUGAUUGUAACGUCUACUAUCUUAUGGAAAAGAUUGAAAAUUCGUACGGCUACUACUUCAAGACUUCGCCCGCUAUUCAAGGACCAUUGCUAGCGGAUAUAAUUUUUGGCAACCCCACAUCUUUAAAUGCUAUUGGUGAUCACGUGGCCAAUAAAUUCCGGAGAAAAUUAUUGCAGUUUGCUAUGUUAGCGGAAGAGGGAGCUCAGGCUGCUACUCUCAGAGAAUAUGACAGUAGUGGCUCGGUCUUGCUGGUUUCCAAUGCUGGCUUUGAAGGAUACAUUGAUGAUCCCUCUAAGACUGAAAGGCAGUGUCACUACUGGGCCGAAGCAUCCUACGAGACAGGGUCUUAA
Blumeria graminis f. sp. triticale is the source of this 1785-nucleotide messenger RNA. The record is from the annotation of a GenBank genome assembly. NCBI's taxonomy places the organism in Eukaryota, Fungi, Ascomycota, Leotiomycetes, Helotiales, Erysiphaceae.